Molecule: messenger RNA, 3090 nt
Organism: Heterocephalus glaber (naked mole-rat)
Lineage: Eukaryota; Metazoa; Chordata; Mammalia; Rodentia; Bathyergidae
Source: RefSeq, a predicted model, not a curated record
CUUUCUGUCUUCUCACACAGAAUUCGGGCUCUGGUGGAGCCCAGCUGUCAGUAUUUCACAGGAGGCCCAGGGGUGCGCGCUGAGGGACGGCUGCUGGGCCAGCAGUGGUCAGGCUCACCAGGGUCAGAAGCGCUUGCCAAGCGGGCUGUGAGGCCAGCGAACGGCCAGCCACCUUCCUCUUACCUGCCAACCGUUGCAGCACAAACACCUGAGCCUUCCUGGAAAGAUGCCCAGCCUUAGACCCCACCCACCGCUGAGCCACCAUCCACCUCCACGUGAGUCGUGCUCUAGGCCAAAAGGAGCUACUUCAGCCUGCGGAGCCACCUCUAAAGACCAAGUCCGAGCAUCUAUUGUCCCCGGUGUUUGCUAGGGACCCCACCGCAGGGUUUGAUCCACAGACAGCCUCCUCCAUUGUGAACCGAUCCGUGGCUUCCUAUCCUGUGGGCUUCAGCGCCAUGGCCACAGAGGAGAAGAAGCCGGAGACAGAGGCCGCAAGGGCACAGCCCACCCCUUCCUCCUCGGCCACGCAGAGCAAGCCGACACCUGUUAAACCAAACUAUGCUCUAAAGUUCACCCUGGCUGGCCACACGAAAGCGGUGUCCUCCGUGAAGUUCAGCCCGAAUGGAGAGUGGUUGGCAAGCUCAUCUGCUGACAAACUCAUUAAGAUCUGGGGCGCCUAUGAUGGGAAGUUUGAGAAAACUGUCUCAGGCCACAAGUUGGGAAUCUCCGAUGUGGCCUGGUCAUCGGACUCCAACCUCCUCGUGUCUGCUUCAGAUGACAAAACCUUGAAGAUAUGGGACGUGAGCUCUGGAAAGUGUCUGAAGACCCUGAAGGGCCACAGCAACUAUGUCUUCUGCUGCAACUUCAACCCGCAGUCCAACCUCAUCGUCUCAGGGUCUUUUGAUGAGAGCGUGAGGAUCUGGGACGUGAAGACGGGGAAGUGCCUCAAGACGCUGCCUGCUCACUCCGACCCCGUCUCGGCUGUUCAUUUUAAUCGUGAUGGAUCCUUGAUAGUUUCCAGCAGCUACGACGGUCUCUGCCGCAUCUGGGACACCGCAUCCGGCCAGUGCCUGAAGACGCUCAUUGAUGACGACAAUCCCCCGGUGUCCUUCGUGAAGUUCUCUCCGAAUGGCAAAUACAUCCUGGCGGCCACUCUGGACAACACACUGAAGCUCUGGGACUACAGCAAGGGGAAGUGCCUGAAGACGUAUACGGGCCACAAGAACGAGAAGUACUGCAUAUUUGCCAAUUUCUCUGUGACUGGCGGGAAGUGGAUCGUGUCUGGCUCUGAGGACAACCUGGUGUACAUCUGGAACCUGCAGACCAAGGAGAUUGUGCAGAAGCUGCAGGGCCACACAGAUGUGGUGAUCUCGACGGCUUGUCACCCCACGGAGAACAUCAUCGCCUCUGCCGCCUUAGAGAAUGACAAAACCAUUAAACUGUGGAAGAGCGACUGCUAAGCCCUCCUGGACCGAGACUGUCGGAAGUCAACCGGUUGGCAAGAAGCGUGGCAUGGCACAGGUGUGGGGCCUGGGUGGCCGCCCGCAUCUGCGGCUCUGAGGACGGUGGGCCGAGGGACGCGCACCCCAGGAGGCUCUGGCGUUGCUGGGACGUUUCUUGCCAGCCCUGUCCUCGCCCAGGGAGGAGUUCCCAGUUCAUUUGCUCAGAGGCCACAAAAGUUUUAAAUUUUUUAUCACAAGAGAGCGAAGUUCGAUUUAUCAUGGGUUGUUUUUUCCAGUACUUGUUCUGUACAUUUUUGAUAUUUUCCCACCCAGUGCGAGCAAGCGCUGUGCCCUGGCUCAGGCUGCGGGCACUGCCAGCUCACCGAUCCCCGCCCGAAGCAGUGCCCGGCACGUUUGCUCGUCUCCGGGAGCACAAAGUGUUGUGAGGCUCCUUGCGUGUCGAGUCCUUUGUACCCGGAGUUCUGGGCCGGGCGCUGACACAUGGCGACCGCAGGCCGUGUCCCCCCCGUCUUUGGCCUCCAUGCAGCUGCACGGACUGUAAUAAACGGUGGGCUUCUGCACUGGCUCCUGGCACCUGCGUUCCGACGGGAGCUCGUCUCCACCUGGCGUAUGACUCGCUUGGCAGGGGCAGGUGGGCAGGGGCAUCCGGAGGUGCUGCCAUCUGGCCCCUCCCUGUCCAUUGGAGGCUGGGCUUCCUGUGGCGCCCGGGGCCCAGUGCUUCCUGUGGGCCUGUUGGGCCUGUGGGUGGCAGUGACCUGCAUCCUAGGCCACACUCCAUGACCAGCAUGGGAGGGAACGGGCUGUGGUGCCCUCAAGGCUGGGCGUCCUCCCUCCUGCCACCCUCGGAGCUACUCCUGGGGCCCCUGGCCUCACUGAGCAUCCCGAGCAGUCCUACCCCAGCUGGGGCCUCUGGCAUCUGGCUCCUCAGGGGUCGGGUCUGGGGAGAGGUGGCGGCCAGGCUCCUAGGCGCCGUCUGGCCGAGUCUAUGGGAGCCUGACCGGAAGGAAGGAGGUGGACAUGGGGCUCCAGCCCAUGUCUGCUCAUGGAGACUGCUGAGCGCGGGCUGCAGGGGUGUCAGGCACGUCGCCCUGCGGGGUCCCCCCCAUCUGCAGCACUGAGGAGCUGGUGUCACCUCAGGGUCCAAGGCCCAGGGCAGAGCCUGCAGGACCGUAGGUGGACAGACAGGCCCAGAGCAGGGUGUGGGGGCCUGUGGGGACCCCCAGCGAGUCCCUGUUUCCAGCCAGGGAGGCCCUGGGCACCCUCCAUGCCUGCAGUCCAGUGGUGCGAGGUAAGAAUCCCGGAAGGCCCGGGGCAGAGGCUUGGGGCAGUUUCCUCAUCCCCCUCCCCUCGGAAGGAGGCGCAUGCAUGGGCUGUCAGUGACGUCCCUUGUGGCAGCAGGAGGGGACUCUGGCCCUAACACCCAGUGGCCAGGGUCCGAGGCCUGCGCCUGCCACCUGUAUAACAGACCCACCGAGCUGCUGUGGGGCUUCCUGUCCUAGGUGGAGCCUUUCCUGGGAGGGCAGGGCUUGCUGUGGUGAACGCUGUGUCCUGAAUAUAGUUUAUUUUUUCUACAGUUGAACUCUCUGUUGUAGAUUUAUGUAAAAAUACAUCUCUUUUUCAAAAUAAA